GGCUUAGUGGUGAGCGAGGGGCUGCUGUCUCAGGCUGGGAGGAGUGGUCGGCCAUGGUGAGCGAGGGGCUGCUGUCCCCAGACUGGGAGGACCAGUCGGCUGAGCCGGAGUCAGAAACCCAGUGAGGAGACUGUGAGAGUUCAUUGCAUGAAGUUAUGAAGAUGAAGCCUGUGUUGUAUUUUGAGACCAUUGGAUGUUGAGAGACCCAAGCUAUAAGGCAUCUGCCAUGGACCCCUGCAUACAGAAUACAGUGACCUAUGAUGAUGUGCAUAUAGAUUUCACUUGGGAAGAGUGGACUUUGCUAGAUCCCUCCCAGAGGAAUCUCUACAAAGAUGUGAUGGUGGAGACCUACAGUAACCUCACUGCUGUAGGCUACAGUUGGGAAGACCAUAAUAUGGAAGAACAUUGUCAAAGUUCUAGAAGACAGAGAAGGUACAAAAGAAGUAAUACUGGAGAGAAGCCCUGUGAAUAUACUCAAUGUGUUAAGUCCAUUGCAUAUCACAGUAGUCUCCAAAUACACAAAGGAACACAUACUGAAGAAAAACCUUAUGAAUGUAAUCAGUGUGGUAAAGCCUUUGCACAUUACAGUCAUCUUCAAAUACAUAAAAGAACACAUACUAGAGAGAAACCUUAUGAAUGUAAUCAAUGUGGUAAUGCCUUUGCAUUUCAUAGUCUUCUUCAAAUACAUAGGAGAAAACAUGCUGGAGAGACACCCUACAAAUGUAAUCAAUGGAUUAAAGCCUUUUCACAACACAGUUAUUUCCAAAUACAUAAAAGAACACAUACUGGAGAAAAACCCUAUGAAUUUAAUCAGUGUGGUAAAACCUUUGCAAGAGACAGUCAUCUUCAAAUGCAUAAAAGAACACAUACUAGAGAGAAACCUUAUGAAUGUGAUCAAUGUGGUAAAACCUUUGUACAUCACACUUAUCUUCAAAUACAUAAAAGAACACAUACUGGAGAGAAACCUUAUGAAUGUAAUCAAUGUGGUAAAACCUUUGCAUAUCAAAAUAUUCUUCGAAGGCAUGAAAGAAUUCAUGUUGAAGUGAAACCACAUGAAGGUAUUCAAUAUUGUGAAGCUUUUGCUCAUCACAGUCAUCUCAGAAUGCAUAAAGGAACAUAUACUAGAAAGAAACCCUAUGAAUGUAAUCAAUGCGGUAAAACCUUUGCACGUUAUGGCCAUCUUCAAACACAUGAAAGAUCACAUAGUGGAGAGAAACCUUAUGAAUGUGAUCAAUGUGGUAAAACCUUUGCAAGUGACAAUCAUCUUCGAGUACAUAAAAGAAUACAUACUGGAGAAAAACCUUAUGAAUGUGAUCAAUGUGGUAAAAGCUUUGCACGUCACAGUCAUCUUCAAAUACAUAAAAGAACACAUACUGGAGAGAAACCCUACAAAUGUAAUAAGUGUGAUAAAUCCUAUUCACAACUCAGUUAUCUCCAAAUACAUGAAAGAACACAUACUGGAGAGAAACCUUAUGAAUGUACUCAAUGUGGUAAAGCCUUUGUAAGUCAGCGUAGACUCCAAAUACAUAAAAGAAUGCAUACUGGUGAGAAACCCUAUGAGUGUAAGCAGUGUGAUAAAGCCUUUUCCUGUCAAAGUAAUUUUCAAAGGCAUAAAAGAACACAUACUAGAGAAAAAUCCUAUGAAUGUAAUCAAUGUGGUAAAGCUUUUGUACAUUGUAGUAGUCUCCAAAUACAUAAAAGAACACAUAGUGGUGAGAAACCCUAUGAAUGUAAUCAAUGUGGUAAGGCCUUUGUAUGUCAUAGUCAUCUUCGAAUACAUAAAAGAACACAUACUGGAGAGAAACCUUAUGAAUGUAAAUAUUGUGGGAAAGCCUUUGUAAGUCAUAGUAAUCUUCAAAGACAUGAAAGAGUUCAUACUGGAGAGAAAACCUAUGAAGGUAUUUAACAUGAUGAAGCUUUUGCACGUUUCUAUUGUUUUCAGCAUCAUGAAAUAAUUCUUAUUGGAGAGAAACCUUGUGAACACUAACAAUGUGGUAAAGCCUUUGCAUAUCAUAGUUAUCUCUGAAGGCAGAAAAUAAGACAUACUAGAGAAAUCUUAUCAAUGUACUCAUUGUGGUAAAGCCUUUGAAUGUCAUAGUCAUCUUCAAAUACCUAAGAGAAUAAAUACCAGAGAGAAAGCCUACAAAUGUAAUCAAUAUGCUUUUCACAAUAUGGUUAUUUCCAAAUACAUAAAAUAACACAUA
This is a messenger RNA of Peromyscus californicus insignis, 2204 nucleotides long. Its product is annotated as zinc finger protein 431-like. Lineage: Eukaryota; Metazoa; Chordata; Mammalia; Rodentia; Cricetidae. The transcript is spliced from 5 exons. Gene Ontology annotation, biological process: negative regulation of transcription by RNA polymerase II. Bases 194 to 1906 code for a protein of 570 amino acids. Gene Ontology annotation, molecular function: DNA-binding transcription repressor activity, RNA polymerase II-specific. The record is from RefSeq and is a predicted model, not a curated record.